GUUGCUCGUAAUGCUCUGUACAAUUAACAUGAUAAAUUAUGUCGAUCGAGGAGCAAUAGCGAGCAAUGGUGUCAAUGGUAGUAUUGGGAUUUGUGAUGAUAGCGGAAUUUGCAGCGCGGGUAGCGGAAUUCAGGGAGAUUUUAAAUUGAGCAAUUUUCAAGAUGGUGUUCUUUCAUCUGCAUUUAUGGUUGGUCUUCUUAUGGCGUCACCCAUCUUUGCGUCCUUGGCAAAGAGCCACAAUCCUUUUAGGCUGAUUGGAGUUGGAUUAUCUGUUUGGACAUUUGCCACAGCUGGGUGUGGUAGUUCAAUUGAUUUUUGGACCAUUGCAAUAUGUCGUAUGCUGGUUGGAGUUGGUGAGGCAUCUUUCAUAAGUCUUGCAGCGCCGUUCAUUGAUGACCAUGCUCCUGCACCCCAGAAAACAGCAUGGCUUGCAAUGUUUUACAUGUGUAUACCAACUGGAAUUGCUGUGGGCUAUGUUUAUGGAGGAUUUGUAAGUUUUUACAUUUGGAAAGCUAUUUUUUUUUUCAUCAAAUAUAUAAAGUCU
This is a messenger RNA of Prunus avium (sweet cherry), 544 nucleotides long. The record is from RefSeq and is a predicted model, not a curated record. Lineage: Eukaryota; Viridiplantae; Streptophyta; Magnoliopsida; Rosales; Rosaceae.